Hordeum vulgare subsp. vulgare (domesticated barley) is the source of this 5904-nucleotide messenger RNA. RefSeq names its product microtubule-associated protein futsch-like. Bases 435 to 5363 code for a protein of 1642 amino acids. The transcript is spliced from 5 exons. The record is from RefSeq and is a predicted model, not a curated record. Gene Ontology annotation, molecular function: chromatin binding. Gene Ontology annotation, cellular component: nucleus. NCBI's taxonomy places the organism in Eukaryota, Viridiplantae, Streptophyta, Magnoliopsida, Poales, Poaceae.
GCGAGGACAUCCGCUCUUCCUUCCUCCCUCAUCUCCGUCUGCGCGUGCCGUGCUCCAUAUAACCAUCUCUCUCCUCCGAAUCCGCCCCCAAAUCGCCAUUUCCUCCUCUCUCCCCCUCCCCUCCUCCACCGUCGCCACCGCCCCGCCGCAGAUCGAGACGGUCCGUCCCGCCCGUUGUCGGACCCCGAAUCCCCAAAUUCCCGAUCAAAUCUCCCCGCGGCCGGAGCCGAUUCGAUCGAAUUCGAGCCCCGAUCUGCGGCCACCGGGCAGGCGCUCCGUCGGAAUCGGCUCGAAUUCGGGUGAUCCGGAGGCGCAUGGAGGGAGGCCCCGCGGAUCCGAGCUAGGGUUACCGCCGGCGGUGAUCUGGUGAUGGUGCAGCGCGGCGCCGGGAGGACUCGGCCAGGAGGGAUCGGCGGCUGGGAAGAUGCGCGGCUAUGCAUGGGCGGCGCCAAGGCUGCGGCGGUGAGGGGUGCGGCGACCGGCGUCCUUUCGUCCGGCACAUGUGGCCGGCAACUCGCGUAGAGGCAGCUCCACCACCGGCAAAGGGACCAGCCUCUCCUCCUCCUCAUCCCCGCUCCUCCGUUCCUCCGCUCCGGACGACCUCUUAUCCACCCGCACCGACGACUCCCCCGGCAGCACCACACAAGCAGGAGGCCGCCGAUUCACCCCGUCCGCCCUCAGCAGACUCCUUCCUAAAGGACGGGCGUGAAUUCCGAGUUGGAGAUUGUGCACUUUUUCAGGCUGUUGAUGUUCCGCCUUUCAUUGGGUUGAUACGCUGGAUUGAGAAAAAAGAAGAAGGCUUUCCCAAGUUACGUGUAAGUUGGCUCUAUAGAUCUGCUGACGUCAAACUUAACAAGGCGAUACAGCUCAACGCUGCACCAAACGAGAUCUUCUAUUCAUUCCACCAGGACGAGACAUCUGCUGUCUCUCUACUACAUCCUUGCAAAGUUGCCUUUUUACGUAAAGGUGUUGAGCUGCCUGCCGGAAUUUCUUCAUUUGUGUGUCGGCGUGUAUAUGAUAUUGACAACAAGUGUUUAUGGUGGCUUACAGACAAAGACUAUAUUAAUGAACGGCAGGAAGAAGUAAACCGACUUCUGCAUAGAACAAGGUUAGAAAUGCAUGCUGCAGUACAGUCAAGUGGACGCUCACCGAAGCGGCUAAAUAGUCCGUCAUCUGCCCAGCAGAAGUCCGGUUUGGAUGAUGGACAAAAUUGUGGUUUAUCUAAAGGAAAGAAGAGGGAGAGAGUUGAGCAAGGAAUUGAUCCAGCUACGCGAGACCGUGAUCGCCCCCUUAAGGUCGAAGAAGGUGAACUGGGGAACUUAAAGGCAGAAAAUAUGAAGCAUGCAUUUACAAAGUUUAUUGCGAAGUUCGCAGAAAAAGGCGGGCUUCCUCACGCUGAAGCAGUCGAGAAGUUAGUCCAGUUCAUGCAACUUGAUCGAACUGAACGGAAGAUAGACCUUGGUGGUCGAGUAGUGCUUGCACAUAUUAUUGCAGCUACAGAAAGUCCUGAUUGCCUCGGGAGAUUUGUGCAACUAAGGGGCCUUCCUAUUUUGAAUGAGUGGCUUCAGGAGACUCACAAGGGGAAGUCUGGUGAAGGGGGUAGUCCUAAAGAAACCGAUAAGCGUGUUGAAGAAUUUCUCAUGGCACUGCUUCGUGCUCUCUCAAGAUUGCCUAUCAAUUUGAAUGCCUUGCAGAGUUGCAGUAUUGGGAAAUCUGUCAAUCAUCUGCGUAGCCAUAAAAAUGCUGAGAUACAGAAGAGGGCGAAGUGUCUUGUUGAGAACUGGAAAAAGCGUGUUGAUGCUGAAAUGAAGUCAAAUGAGGCGAAAACUGUAGUAUCUGGUCAAGCUGUUUCCUGGUCAGGCAAAGGGGGAGCUGCAGAAGUUUCUAAUGGUGGAAACAGACGAAGCGCCUCAAGUGAGGCCAGUCCAAAAAACCCAGUAUCUCGGACUGCUAGACCUGGUGCAUCUGAUGCUGUUACGAAGUCGAAUCCGCUCACUUCUGGCUCUUCGAAGUUGCAACACAUGCAGCCUGCAAAUGUUGCAACCAACUCGAAGGAUCCACCAUGCAAAUCGGCUGGUGGUUCUGAGUUGCCAACAGUGAAAGAGGAGAAAAGCAGCAGUUCAAGCCAAUCACUGAACAAUAGUCACUCAUGCUCCAGUGAUCAUGCAAAAACAUUUGGUUCUCCUUGGAAGGAGGAUGCAAGAAGUUCUACAGCUGCUUCUGGCAAUGCCAGUAAAACUUCCGGGAGUUCUUCACGCGUCCAUCGAAGGGCAAACAGUGUCCGUCUUGGUUCUGGGAUACAAAAAGAAGCUACUGCAGGAAGAUCUACCUCACUCGAUCGUUCGUCGUUCCAGGAAAAAUCAUCACAAUCUGGAAUGGCGUCUGAAAAAGGGGGCGACACACCCUCUGAUAACAGUAAUGGCCAUAGAUUGAUUGUCCGCUUUCCAAACCCUAGCCGUAGUCCUGCUAGAAGUGUGAGCGGAGGCUCAUUUGAGGACCCGUCUGUUACAGGGAGUAGAUCUUCCUCUCCUGUAGAUAAGCAUGAACAGAAUGGUCGGCGGGUGAAAAUGAAGAUCGAAAAUUCUCGACCUCACUUAGCUUCUGAUGCUAAUGCUGAGUCUUGGCAUAGCAAUGAGAUAAAAGGGGUUGCAGGGUCUGAUGAAGGUGAUAAGUCAGCAUUCCCUACAUUGGAGAGCAACAGGAGUACUGAAGAAGCUGUUAAGGAGGCAUGUGCAUCACGGCCUGCAAGUUUGUCGCAAGUGAAUGAGAAAGGAGUCUGUUCAGGUGAAACCAAGGGGAACUCAUUCAACCCUAUGAAUGCUUUAAUUGAAAUAAAAUACUCUGAAGCUGGUCCCCCUCUGCAAGCUGGGGAUGAUACUGCAAUGAACCUUCUUGCCAGUGUGGCUGGAGAAAUAUCUAAAUCUGAAUUAAUUUCUCCAUCAGCUUCACCGAGAAAUUCGUCUGCAGAUGAAGUGGGAUGUGAAGGUGACAGCAUUGAGAAGUUAAAAGUAGAAAGUGACAUAGCCCCGUCUCAGCGUCAAGGUUCCUCAGAUGUUCAGAAAGUCACUUUGGUGAAGCAAGAGAAAGCUGAUCCUUGUUUGAUUGCCAAGGAGGAGCGUAACCAGAGGGCACACUUGUCAUUGCACGACAACAAAAUCACAACGACUACUGGGCUGUCACCUCAAAAUGGUACAGACUGUAAUGCCGUUGAAUUUUCAGCAAAGACUGAAAACCAAGAGGAGGGUUGCACAAAUAAGUGUCUUCCUGUACCUGGGGCUGAUUCACAAGGUCAAGAUCGUAAUGCAUGUUCCAGCCGUGGGCCAGUUGAAGAUGGUCGCAUAAGCAGCCCUGAUGUUGUCGGCACUACUUUAGGUGGUCAAUGCAAUUCAGCCGUUUCUAAUCGCACGCCAGAAUUGCUCCCUCUUGAGGAGUUGCAAUUGUCUGUCCCUGAUAAGCAGCCCCAUGCCUUGUUAAAGCCAACUGAUCAAAAGCCGCUUGUAGGUGUACUAGAUCAGUUGGAAGCCAUCGAUACACGUGAUGGCAGCGCUGGUGGUAAAUUUGAUUUGAAGUCUUCAGCGUGUCCACUGGCUGCGGGUCCCAAAAAGGCUGAAGACUUGGGUGUUAACACAGUGCUAAAAGAGGACGAAAAGGAGCAGCCUUCUUCCACUUCAGCUGAUGUUAACAAGCUAGUUGUAUUCCCAGUUGAUGUGCCGAAUGGGAUUAAAGAAUCAAAGGAUAGUUCCAGUGAAUCGAGUAGUCAAGUAAAAUCUGGACCUAUCAUAUCUCAGGAUAUUGAGCAUGAUGCAAGGCAGAGUCCAAAGAAGCUGAGCGAUGAUGUUGGCGGAAAAGAGGUUCUUGCCUCAUCAGACGAGGGUACUUCUAUUGCUGCCAAGGCCAAAUCAAAUGGUACUGCUAAGCUUGAUUUUGAUUUGAAUGAACUUGGGGAUGAAGGGAAUCACUCUGAGCAAGUUACCUCUCCUGUUAUAUGUUCUUCUGCAAUUCCUGUACCUGGUCUUUCUCCAUUCGUAUCACCUGUUUUAAGUGGUCUGCCUGCCCCAAUAACAGUAGCAGCUCCAGCUAAAGGACCUUUUGUCCCUCCUGAGAAUCUACUACGAGUGAAGCCUGAGGCUGGGUGGAAAGGCUCAGCAGCUACAAGUGCAUUUCGUCCUGCAGAACCACGAAAGGUUGUGGGGGCAUCUCUGACUGCACCUGAUAUUGCAGGAUCUGAUAGUGCCGGGAAGCGGUCUCGCCCCGCGUUUGACAUUGAUCUGAAUGUAGCAGAUGAAGAGAUUCUUGAGGAAGAUUUCUCACAGAGUUCUGCUCAGACAGUUGGAUCUGAAUCUGGAAACACUAGAAGUCGUGAUGGUCCUGUGCGAAGCGCCGGCAUUGAACUUGACUUGAAUAGGUCUGAUGAAGUUGCCGAGAAUAACCAGUUUAUCUCAAACUCUUCCAACAGAGUUGAAGUCACAUUGUUGCCAGCAAGAUCCUUGCCAGGAGGUUUACCGAGUACCAGUAUGAAUAGCUCAAAGAACUUCUUUGAUCUCAAUAAUGGACCAAGCCUUGAUGAAGCUAGUACAGAACCUGCACAAAGGAGUCUAUCAUCUAAAGGUGCUAGCAGCAUACCUUUCCUGCCUCAAGUUGCUGGUCUUAGAGUGAACGGCACUGAAAUCAAUAACAUGUCACCAUGGUUUGCUUCUGCCAACCCAUAUGCUCCUGUAGCUAUGCAAUCGUUUUUGCCUGCUAGAGGAGAACAUCCUUACCCAAUUGAAACAGCAUCUGGAACCCAGAGGAUGAUUGUGUCUGCUGCAGACAGCAGCCAAUUCGGAAGUGAUUCAGGCAGGGCUCCAGUUAUUUCCACACCACCAACCAUGGUGUUUCACCCUCCUCCUGCAUAUCAAUAUGCAGGAUUUCCUUUCACUCCCAGUGUUCACCUUCAGACAACAGGUUUUCCAAUUGGAUCGACGUCAUAUGCCACCAAUUCUGCACCUGCAGGAGUUCCAUUCUUUCCAACCAUUGCCCCGGCACUUGUUGGGUCAACGGGUGCAUUACCUCCCCAACAUGUGAGGCAAUAUGCAAUAAACCGUCCUGAAGGUAGCAGCAGUGAUGGACUCGACAGUAACUGGAAAUGGAAAAGACCAGGAGGAGGGUUUGAUCUUAAUUCUGGUCCUGGGAGUAUAGAUUUAGAAGGGAAGGACGAACGGAUACUUUCAUCGGUUAGACAAACUUUGAUGACGCCGCCGCAGGCCUUUGUGGAGGAGCAAACGAGAAUGUACCAAUUGCCUGGUGUAGGAAUAAAGAGGAAGGAACCCGAGGGCAGUUGGGAUCCUGAAAGAUCAUCAUACAAGCAAUUGUCAUGGCAGUAGGAACUUUGGCGAGACCUCGCAUCGACUUCUUUUGUCUGAGGCAACUGCAUGUGGAAGUGAGGCGUUGUAUUGCACCUGGGUGACCCUGGUGGGCUGGGAUAUACAACUCACACAUGGAUUCAUGUCUGUGACGACAUGGGAUUGUGGGAGGAAUGAAACAUGGCUGUAAUUGCUGUAAAUGUUAACCAUAUUCAUACUUUCCUGGAACCAGUUUUCCUCAGCUUGAGCAGUUGCUUUGCUAGAGUUUUGUACCUGCCAGGCUUGCUUCUUCUGUUUUUGCCAGGAGCGUAUGGGUUUGGAGAUGGAACGGUAAUGCUCCUUGGCAUCUUCAAACACCUCAAGCCGCUGUAAUUAGUCCCGGUGGUCCUUUUUUCUUUUCAUUUUCUAAGUUUCUUAUGAUAAACCGUCUCUUUGACAUUGCUGGGCACAUCUGCAGCUUUAACAUACUAUGAUUUAGCCGUGACAUGUAUCCUGCCCUGCGGGCAAGUGUUGCAUCAGUAGAUCAGGAAGUCAUAAUAAUUUGCCGUGGCUGACCCUGUUA